CCCCUGCCCUCGCGACCCCCCACCCUCCACCCAACCCCUAUCCCACGACAUGGCCGACAGCCUCGACAGGAGGGAGAGCUUCCCCGACAUGGGCCUGAGGAUGCACUAGAGGUGCCCGGUUGAAUUUCCGCGAUGGAUGGAAUGUGUGAGGACAGAACCAAAAUGACCAGCCAGCAGGCUCUCUGCGUCUCGGACGCAGACGUAAGCGGGAAACGCCGACGCGGCAUCUCAACUCUCAAGAUGUUUAUCGUGGCGCUGUCCUUCGCCUAUUUCUGCAAGACCCUGACGGGAACCUUCAUGAAGAGCUCCAUCACGCAACUCGAGAGACGUUUCGACCUCUCCAGCUCGCACAUCGGCCUCAUAGACGGCAGCUUCGAGAUGGGCAACCUGUUAUUUCUAGCCGUGGUCAGCCAUUUCGGCACCAAGAUGCAUCGGCCCAGGCUCAUCGCAGGGGGCUCCGUUCUGAUGGCGGCGGGGGCCCUGCUCACCGGUCUGACGCACUUCUUCAUGGGACCCUACAAGUACGAGACGGUCAUCACAGCUUUCCAGAAUGACAGUACGAGCCCAGUCGCCUGUCUCAGUCCUGAGAACGACGCGAGCCACUGGAACCAAGCAAGACCCAACGCGACACAAGCCUGCGAAAAGGAGCCCGGUUCCAACAUGUGGAUCUACGUGUUGCUGGGGAAUGCCUUGCGGGGGGUCGGAGAGACUCCCGUCACGCCUCUGGGCAUCUCGUACAUCGACGACUUCGCCAGAGCUGAAAACUCUCCCUUCUACAUCGCUUGUCUGCAGACUAUUGCCCUCCUUGGCCCUGUGUUUGGCUACCUCCUUGGCUCCUAUUGUGCCACUAUCUACGUUGACAUUGGAUAUAUUGAUAUGGAAACUGUAACCAUCUCUCCAAAUGAUGCCCGGUGGGUGGGAGCCUGGUGGAUGGGCAUGCUGGUGUCCGCCGGCCUCCUCUUCCUUUCCAGCCUUCCCUUCUGGUUCUUCCCCCGCUCACCUGAGGUCGAAGAGGCCGAGGCCACGCCUGUGGAAGAGAUACCGGACGCCAGAGCGGACCCCCCCGGCAAUGACAAGACCGUUAAAAAGAUCGCAGAAAUCGCCCAAGGUUUCCUUCCGUCACUGAGGCAGCUGCUGUGCAAUCCGGUCUACUUCCUGCUCAUUUGCGGCAGCACGCUGAAGUUCAACUCGCUUGUCGGCAUGUUCACCUUUAACGCCAAAUACAUAGAGCAGCAGUUUGGACAAUCGGCAUCCAGGGCCAACUUCCUCAUAGGGGUUCUGACCCUGCCAGCCGUCGCCAUGGGGAUCUUCCUGGGGGGCGUCGUGAUGAAGCGCUACAAGCUCAGCGUCGUGUCGGGGGCUCAGUUCUCUUUCGCCGUGUCCCUCGGGGCCUACUUACUCAUGUUGCUCAAGUUCGGCACCAAGUGCCACAACAUUCCCGUGGCUGGACUCACCGCCUCGUACAAUGGGACGCUAGGAGCGUUACACGGUGGCCAAGCGCUCUUCUCGGAGUGCAACAGAAACUGUUCUUGCUCGGCGGAGGACUGGGACCCGGUGUGCUCGGACAGUGGCAUCACGUACAUCUCGCCGUGUAUGGCCAGCUGCCUAAGCUACAGUGGAUUCGGCAAAAAAACAGUUUUCCACAACUGCACCUGUGUGUCUGCGUCCUUCCCGGCGGGCAGCAGCACUUCGGUCAAACUGGGGCAGUGCCCCCAAGCCAAAAGCUGCAGCCGCAGUUUCAGCUUCUACAUGGCUGUGUCCGUUCUCAGCGCCUUCAUCAGCUCCCUGGGGAUCACGCCUGCCUACAUGGUCACGAUAAGAUGCAUCUCGCCGCAUCUGAAAUCCCUCGCCCUGGGUAUGCAGACCAUGAUUAUUCGGGUCCUUGGUAAGAGUUGGUUAGGCAACGAAAUGCGCAGCAUUUGCGUCACUUCAUUCAUGAUUUGGACAUUCUACGACUGGUUUUCGACAGGCGGGAUUCCAGCGCCGAUUUACUUUGGUGCGUUUAUUGAUUUGACGUGCUUGAAGUGGUCUGUUAAAAAGUGCGGGGGUAGAGGUGCUUGUCGCCUUUACGAUGCCAAUAUGUACAGGGUCAUCUUCCUGGGUCUGGUUUCCGGUAUCAGCGGCAUUUCCUUUUUCUUUGCAUUCGCUGUGAUAAUCCUCCUCCGUAAACAGUCCCAAAACGAGGAGGAUGAGCCGAAAGCCCUCAAGCAAAUGGAACUUCACGCCCAAUCACGAUUUACGGAUGAAGCACUCAACGCGAGGGCCGCGCAGGAGGUCGUGGGGAUUCCCAAAAACGGCGUCGCCACCGCACGCGACGCUGCCGAGGCCGCGCUGCAAACCGACGAGGACCAUUGCGAAGCCGGCAAAAACGCAGAAGUGGAACAUCCAGAAAAGAAAAUGACUAUUGUGAAAAUAACUCAUUUGAAAUCGGCCCAUUCCCACUGAAGCCGCUUUGUUUUCCUCUUAUACGUUAAGAGUAUUAUGAAGUAUUUGAUCAUUAUUAUCUAGCCUUGCAAAGGGGUGAAAUAUUUACCGUAAAUUUCUGGAAAGUUUACGGUAAAAUUUCAAUGGGAAAAAUUCACAUGUACAACAAAGCCACCA
Messenger RNA from Syngnathoides biaculeatus (alligator pipefish), 2601 nucleotides. Its product is annotated as solute carrier organic anion transporter family member 1C1-like. Gene Ontology annotation, biological process: transmembrane transport; sodium-independent organic anion transport. The transcript has 14 exons. Gene Ontology annotation, cellular component: membrane. Lineage: Eukaryota; Metazoa; Chordata; Actinopteri; Syngnathiformes; Syngnathidae. Gene Ontology annotation, molecular function: protein binding. The record is from RefSeq and is a predicted model, not a curated record. Bases 133 to 2445 code for a protein of 770 amino acids.